Molecule: messenger RNA, 2955 nt
Organism: Anneissia japonica
Lineage: Eukaryota; Metazoa; Echinodermata; Crinoidea; Comatulida; Comatulidae
Product: WD repeat-containing protein 74-like
Exons: 9
Coding region: 99-1241 (380 amino acids)
Biological process (GO): ribosomal large subunit biogenesis
Cellular component (GO): nucleolus; preribosome, large subunit precursor
Molecular function (GO): protein binding
Source: RefSeq, a predicted model, not a curated record
UGAUGUGGGUUUGCGCUUUCCGAGUAGUUGCUGUGCGAAAGGAAAAAACGUUAUAUUUUAUAAAGUGAGCCCUCUAUUUAUGUGGUAAUCAAUUCAAAAUGUCUGCCUCCAUGUUGACGAACGUGUAUGUGGGCUCUGGAACCGGUAUUUUCAAACAGGUGGAAGUAGAAAAAAAGGUUGCUGUAAACUAUGCUGAUUUCAACAAAUUAAACAAAGAGGAGGAAAUUGUGUGCAUGUGUUGGGCCAAUCAGCAGCAGACACAGAUCCACCUUGGACUUCGUAAUCAAACCGUGAAAACAUUUGACACUGAAGAAAAAUGUUUUAAAUCAAGUAAAGAGUGUUUUGGGGGCGAAGGAGCAUUAAAAGGUAUUGGUGUCCAUGGUGAUAGGAUCAUCACAUGCUCCGAGUCAGGAAUAAUGAAAGUUUGGGAUAACCUAAAAGAUGAUGCUCACUUUGAAAUAAAUGUUGGUGAAAAUGUGUGCAAGAUGCGAAAGAAUGCGGAGAAGCCCAAUGUAUUUGCUACCGGUGGAAAAGAAAAUGAUUUAAAAAUUUGGGAUAUUAACAACAAAGAUGAACCAAUAUUUAAAGCGAAAAACGUAAAGAAUGACUUUUUAGAUUUACAAGUACCUGUUUGGAUGACUGAUGUUCAAUUUUUACCCAAGUCUACAAAAGUCCUCACUGGUACAGGACAUCAUCAGAUUAGGAUCUAUGACCCCGAUAGUCAACGAAGGCCUGUGUUUGAAAUGACCUAUGAUGAAUAUCCAAUCACUGCAGUGGAAGUUUCCACAGAUGGACGAUCGGUGUUUGUUGGCAAUACCCAAGGCAGAUUGGCUCGUAUUGAUCUCCGGAACAAACAAGUGUUAAAAGUUUACCCAGGAUUCGCCGGUAGUAUACGUUGUAUUAGUCUCCACCCAACAGAACCAAUGGUAGCAACGUGCGGUCUUGAUAGGUUUCUUCGUCUUCAUAACGUACACACAGCGGAUGUUGCGCACAAGGUCUAUCUUAAAUCCAAAUUGAAUUGUCUUUUAGUCAAAUGCACAGAACAUUUUCAGAAGGAAAAUAAUAGUAGUGAAUCUGUUAGGAACUCAUCAAAAGUCAAACAGACAAAAGAGGAUGCUGACAGCGAUGAUGAUGUUUGGGAUCAGAUAAGUCCACUCAAUGAAGAUGAGCCAAAAAAGAAAACAACGAAAAGGUUAAAAAAUGAAGGCAAGAAAAGCAAAAAGAAGGCACGAGUUAAAUGAAUAAAGAAAAUAUAUUAAAUUUUAACUUUGGAUGGAAAAUGGUUAAAGCUAUGGGAGGGUUAAUUUUAAUGUUAUGGGUUUGGACUCAAUUAUACAUUUUAUUUUAAAAUGUACCAUUCUGGGAGCUUUUGGUGCAGUGGUUAUGAUUCAGUCAUUCAACCAUGCUGUCAAAGUUCAAAUCCCUUCUCAUUUGCCUAAUGUGUAUAUACAUGGUGUGUGGUGAAUGAUGAAUGCAUGUUGGUGUUACUACAGUAUGCUAUUCAGUCAUUCAACCAUGCGGUCAAAGUUCAAAUCCCUUAUCAUUUACCUAAUGUGUAUAUACAUGGUGUGUGGUGAAUGAUGAAUGCAUGUUGGUGUUACUACAGUAUGUUAUUCAGUCAUUCAAUCAUGCGGUCAAAGUUCAAAUCCCUUCUCAUUUGCCUAAUGUGUAUAUACAUGGUAUGUGGUGAAUGAUGAAAUGCAUGUUGGUGUUACUACAGUAUGUUAUUCAGUCAUUUAACCAUGCGGUCAAAGUUCAAAUCCCUUCUCAUUUGCCUAAUGUGUAUAUACAUGGUAUGUGGUGAAUGAUGAAUGCAUGUUAGUGUUACUACAGUAUGUUAUUCAGUCAUUCAACCAUGCGGUCAACGUUCAAAUCCCUUCUCAUUUGCCUAAUGUGUAUAUACAUGGUAUGUGGUGAAUGAUGAAAUGCAUGUUGGGGUUACUACAGUACAGGUAUGUUAUUCAGUCAUUCAACCAUGCGGUCAAAGUUCAAAUCCCUUCUCAUUUGCCUAUUGUGUAUAUACAUGGUAUGUGGUGAAUGAUGAAUGCAUGUUGGUGUUACUACAGUAUGUUUUAGACUUGUUGUUACAGUAAUUCCUAUGGGAUAGUGCUGACUGUCAACAAUUUACUAUAUUUAUUUAAAUAUUAGACACCCCCUCUAGAGACUCAUUUAAAUUAAACACCCCCUAAACGUCUAAUGGAAGCAACAUCAUUCUCAACACAUUCUUUUAAUGUUGUACUGCUGAAAAAUUACAUUUUUGCUAAGCUGGUUGUUUUGAUCAAUAAGUCUUCAUGAUUAUGCAAUAACAUUUUUGACAGUAAUCAGGGGCGGAUUUAGUUGGUGGGGGCCGGCCCGGCAAAGAGAGAAAAAGAAAAAAAUGAUAGCCCAGAAUGCCUCAAAUGUUAAGUUCGGGCGUCUAGAACACAAAAAAAUUUGCGGGGGCAUGCCCCGGACCUCCUACGACACUGUUGUCUCAAUCGGCCCAACUUUCAGCUCCCCUUCCGGCCCCCCCUCUUUUGGACAUUUCUGGAUCCGCCCCUGGUAAUAAUGUGUUUUAGUUCCACACUUACAGUGAAAUGAAAGGGCAUUUUAUUUGAGUAUGUACAUAUCAAUUUUACACAAAAAAAAUAAACGCCUCCCUCGAAUAAACAGCCCCCAUUCAAGAAUAAAUGCCCUGGGGUGUUUGUUCAAAUAGAAGUAGAGUUUGAAAUAGGAAAGCGUAUGGGAGCGUAUUAAAUUUUGGUAUGGCAUGCACUGAACGUGAUUAUUUUUCAUAUUUACCGAGUAAUUUAAAUUUUAGCCUGGGCUUACAAAUUUUAUGCACGCAUAGGAGACUCAAAAGUGGAGGAGAUUGUGCUUGCCACAUGUCAUGUGAUCAGGGUGAUGAAGAAAAAUGCUUUAUAUCACAUCAUACCAUCAAAGAAUAUGACGAUUAUAAAAAUGAAAAUAAAAAAA